Molecule: messenger RNA, 1063 nt
Organism: Cephus cinctus (wheat stem sawfly)
Lineage: Eukaryota; Metazoa; Arthropoda; Insecta; Hymenoptera; Cephidae
Exons: 6
Coding region: 268-852 (194 amino acids)
Source: RefSeq, a predicted model, not a curated record
CGGCGUCUCCGCAGCUUCACAUACCGCACGUAACAGACAGGCCUUGCCUGAUCCUAAAGACUCCAGAGCAAUUUCCAGCAUACGAUAAAUAUCCCAGCGCGAAGUUCUCCCUGACCACUUAACGAAACGGGACUGAUAACUGUUCAUACGUAGGAAGUCUUCCGAGUUCAUUCUCGACUGUUUCUUAUGGUGGCGUUCAUUCUGGAGUUUAUUGAGUUUAUGGUGCUUUUUACGUGCUGCUGUUGGCAGUAAUAGGAUAAUUAAAUUAUGCAUUAUGUUUCAAGAUUACUUGUUUUUCUUGGGAGUUUUUGGACUUUUCGAUAUUGCGAAACUACUAAAAAUUCGGAAAUCGCAAUGAUACUUCACAGACCGAUAAGAGCACUUUCAUUUCCUAAUAACAGUAACAUGGGAAUAUUUUUAGCCUUGGUCUUUCCGCUUGCUGGUUCUCUAAAAUCGGUAUCGCUAUCCUACUUCUUCGAAGCUAAUUACUAUUUGCCCCCAAAUUCUACAUAUUUCGAACCGUAUUAUUAUCCACACGCUUCGCGAAAAAAACGCAGCAUAGACAGAACGACGAUUUAUCAAGCACUGGAAAAUAAAUUCGAGAGCUCCGGAUUUCCGGGACGAGAAUGCCUCCUGAGGUCCAUAUGUGAAACUGCAGAAUCUCCCGUAAGACACAACGGUAUACUGGGCGAUAUAAUGCACGUGUUAUUCACACCAUCAAGUUCAAUGAAGGAAGAUGACUUAUCCGAAGAUUUUUUCGAAGCUGAGUUCGUUGGCAGAAAUGGAAGCUGUUCAAAAUACCAUCCCAUGUGCCCCUUGGGAUUGUUCGAUAUGAUUGGUACUUGGGCCUGAAAGGAUAUUACGUAAUGAGAACUACCUGCUGAAAUACAAAUGCGCCCAAACUCAUUUGACGUGUUUAUAUAACUUUUAUGUACCUGGUGUGACACUAUGUGCUUUAGGUAGUUAAUACGUAAUCGUUACCAAAUUUGUUUUCUCAUUCUACUUGUUCUCGAACAAUCACCGUGUAAAUAUUUUGUACAACAAAGGAAUUAAAGGCAAACAA